AUGACCGAAUUCGAUAUAACACAGACAUAUUUGAAGUUCCUAGAAGAAGAUAAGGACAUGACCAUGCCGAUUGCGGCUAUCGAGUCGUUGGUUUCCAUGUUAAGCAUCAAACAACCAUCUACAUCUUCUGAGCUCAUCAGUUUAAUCCAAUCCAAUAUCGAUAAAUUGAAAUCGUCCAUCCCAAACAACAUCUCCCUUUCAGCUGGGUGUGACUUGUUUAUGCGAUUCGUGUUGCGUAACACCAAUAUAUACUCGGACUGGGAAAGUUUCUCCCAGAAUCUAGUAGAAAAUGGACAAUUGUUUGUAUUAAGAGCUAAGGAAUCUCGUGAGAAACUGGCGGAAUUCGGGGUUAGUUUUAUUAAAGAUGACGAUACUGUGUUAGUCCACAGUUACUCGAGAGUUGUCUAUAACUUAUUAGUCAAGGCUAAGAAGGAAAAACUAAUCAGAUUCAAGGUGUUGGUUACUGAAUCAAGACCUACUGGAAGUGGGUACUACAUGGCAGAAAAGUUGAGACAGGCCGAUAUACCUGUUGAUGUGAUUGUCGAUAAUGCAGUUGGGUAUGUUAUUCAUAAAGUAGACAAGAUCUUAGUUGGUGCUGAAGGGGUUGCCGAAAGUGGUGGUAUAAUAAAUCAUAUUGGUUCCUACCAAAUUGGAUGUUUGGCCAAGGUGAAUAACAAGCCAUUCUAUGUUGUCACCGAAUCACAUAAAUUCGUCAGAUUGUUCCCAUUGGCUCCUGAUGAUUUACCAAACAAAAUGAACCAUUUAAUUGCCAAAGCCAACGAACAAGAAGAAACCACCAACGAUUUGAAAUCACACUUUGUUGAUUUCACUCCAAGUUCUUACAUCACUGCAUUAAUUACUGAUUUGGGUGUAUUAACCCCAUCCGCAGUCAGUGAAGAAUUGAUCAAGAUCUGGUACGACUAA
This is a messenger RNA of Spathaspora passalidarum NRRL Y-27907, 924 nucleotides long. RefSeq names its product translation initiation factor eIF2B subunit alpha (gene GCN3). Gene Ontology annotation, molecular function: guanyl-nucleotide exchange factor activity; translation initiation factor activity. The coding region runs from base 1 to 924 and encodes 307 amino acids. Gene Ontology annotation, cellular component: eukaryotic translation initiation factor 2B complex. NCBI's taxonomy places the organism in Eukaryota, Fungi, Ascomycota, Pichiomycetes, Serinales, Debaryomycetaceae. The transcript has a single exon. Gene Ontology annotation, biological process: translational initiation. The record is from RefSeq and is a predicted model, not a curated record.